Molecule: messenger RNA, 697 nt
Organism: Python bivittatus (Burmese python)
Lineage: Eukaryota; Metazoa; Chordata; Lepidosauria; Squamata; Pythonidae
Source: RefSeq, a predicted model, not a curated record
GCUCGGUUGGGCCACGCACGGCCUCUCUCCUCCUCGCCCUGCAGGGUUCACUUCCCAGGCCAGGAGCAGCUGGUCCGCCUCAUCUACCAGGGGCAGCUCCUGCGGGACGAUGCGCAGACGCUGGCUGCCCUGCACCUCACCAACAACAGCGUGGUGCACUGCCACAUCUCCCAGCACGGGCCGCCGCCGGGGUCCGCCGGCCCUCCGACCAACGUUGACGCUGCGCACGCGGCCCUGAAUGUGGGCAGCCUGAUGAUGCCGCUCUUGGUGCUGAUGCUGGGUGCGCUCUGGUACUUCCAGCUGCAGCACCGCCACGUUUUCACAGCCACCGCCACCACCUGCCUGGCAGGCCUCACCCUUGUCUUCAGCUUCGUCGCCUUUGCCGUUUAUCGCAGAUAACGGCACAGCCCAAGGCUGCCCGCUGUGGCCCACGCCAAGACUUGGUGCCAUCUCCCCCGGGCCAGGCACCCUGCUACAGCUGUCCAAGGGACCCUGGGUGCUGCUGGGUCUCCUCCUCGUUGGAGGCCUAGGCGCUCCUUGGCAGCUUUGUGCUCGCUUGAGCCACGGGGGAGGCUGUGGCAGCCUCAUGGCAAGAUCUGCAGCCCAUGUCUAUCCGCGGGACAUCAGGGCCACCAGCCACGGGAGGAGGGGUCCUUGCUGUCCCAUGGUUAUUUUCCCAUUAAAGCUGUGAAGGAAA